Magnolia sinica is the source of this 1929-nucleotide messenger RNA. Its product is annotated as ACT domain-containing protein ACR6-like. NCBI's taxonomy places the organism in Eukaryota, Viridiplantae, Streptophyta, Magnoliopsida, Magnoliales, Magnoliaceae. The record is from RefSeq and is a predicted model, not a curated record. Bases 115 to 1437 code for a protein of 440 amino acids. The transcript has 7 exons.
GAUUCGAAAUAGAAAGAUGUUCUGGUAAAAAGUCGGUUUUUGCUACAAACUCUCUCCUUUCUCCAAAGAUAUAGGACUCUCUCUCUCUCUCAAAACAGCACUGAAAUUCGAGAAAUGGACGAUGAGUAUGAAAAGCUACUCAGGAGGAUGAACUCACCAAGGGUUGUGAUUGACAACGAUGCUUGCGAGAAUGCAACUGUUAUUCAGGUUGACAGUGUUAAUAAACAUGGAAUCCUCCUUGAAUUUGUUCAGUUUCUCACAGAUCUUAAUCUUAUUAUAAUCAAAGCAUACAUAUCUUCUGAUGGGGGAUGGUUCAUGGAUGUGUUUAAUGUGACCGAUCACAACGGGAAGAAACUCAAAGAUGAAGGGAUCAUCAAUUACAUAAAAAGGUCUCUUGAAACGGACUCUUGCUUCUUGCCCUCGUUGAAUUCUUCUGUUGGUGUGGUGCCUUCCAAAGAGCACACUUCGAUCGAGCUCACAGGCACCGACAGGCCCGGGCUACUGUCUGAAGUAUGUGCAGUGCUCACCGAUCUUGGAUGUCAUGUGGUGAAAGCCGAGGUCUGGACUCAUAAUGCCAGAGCUGCAGCGGUGGUCCGUGUCACAGAUGAGUCGACAGGGUCUGCCAUCGAGGACCCAAAUCGGUUUACCACAAUCAAGGAACUCUUGUGCAAUGUACUAAAAGGCAACAAUGAUCCAAGAACUGCCAAAAUGACGGUUUCAUUGGGGCUGACCCAUACUGAGAGAAGGCUGCAUCAGAUGAUGUUUGCUGAUAGGGACUUUGAAAGAGUUGGCGGGCCGGACAGAGCUGACAAUAAGAACUCAAGAACCCAUGUUGCUCUGUUGGAUUGCUUCGAGAAGGAUUACACUGUGGUUACAAUGAAGUCCAAGGAUCGGCCAAAGCUGCUUUUUGAUACCGUCUGUACUCUAACAGACAUGCAAUAUGUGGUGUUUCAUGGAACGGUCAACACAGGAAGGAUGGAAGCUUAUCAGGAAUACUACAUCAGGCACGUCGAUGGGCUCCCUAUAAGUUCAGAAGCAGAGCGACAGCGUGUGACACGAUGUCUUGAAGCGGCCGUCGAGAGGCGGGCCUCAGAGGGACUGGAGCUUGAAUUGUGCACUGACGAUCGAGUCGGUCUUCUUUCGGACAUCACCAGGAUAUUCCGUGAAAAUGGUUUGUGUAUCCGGCGAGCGGAGAUCUCAACAAAGGGAGGCAAGGCCAUGGACACCUUCUACGUCACAGAUGUGUCCGGCAACCCCGUUGAAGCCAGUACCAUCGAUUCAAUCCGUCAGCAGAUCGGCCACAAUAUCCUGAGGGUAAAACAGAAUCUGUUCUUCUCUCCUGAGCCACCCCAAGAAACAGCCACCAGCUUCCUCUUCUCCAACUUCUUUAAAGCCCGUUCACUUCAGAAUUUCAGAUUGAUCAGGUCCUACUCAUGAUCACAUCUUCGCAUGAUUACAAAAAGAAUAUAAAUAUGAAAAGAAAGAUAAAAAAAUCAGAUGUUCAUACAUGUGUAGUACAUUGUAAAUAGACUGGCAGCUCUAUUCCCCCAGAGGGUCCAUUCCCUUGGCCAAAUCACGACACGGAUGAUCUGAACCAUCCAAUGGAAGAAAACUAACCAACAUUCCAUCUUCAAUCAGAAAGGUCCAACGGUUAUUGUUGUUAAAUCAGUGUGAUUCUCAUACAGCCAACCAUCUAUCGAACAGUCAGGAUCAUCUGGACCGCAGAUCCUCAAACACGACUAUGAUAAUCUCAUCAUAGAAAUUCAGGAACAACCCAAUAUACUGUAAUUACUCGAGGGUGUCUGUUAUUUUACUUGUUUGGCUCUAUAAUUAAACUGUGUACAGAAAGAGAUUUGUUACAUGGGCUGUAUAGACAUUUUGUACAGAUUACUGGUAUUUUAUAAUUUAAAUAGUGUAAAUUCUCUGUAA